Molecule: messenger RNA, 1879 nt
Organism: Dreissena polymorpha
Lineage: Eukaryota; Metazoa; Mollusca; Bivalvia; Myida; Dreissenidae
Product: chorion peroxidase-like
Exons: 13
Coding region: 1-1800 (599 amino acids)
Biological process (GO): response to oxidative stress
Molecular function (GO): peroxidase activity; heme binding
Source: RefSeq, a predicted model, not a curated record
AUGAAACGCUGCGAAGUUAUUGCAAGACUUAAUCAACCUAAGUCGACCGGAUGCCCAGUGAAGGAACUUCCGAUUGAUAUUUGUGGGAAGAGCGUGCAAGUCAACUGUGACGCCGUGGCGAAUUUCCGUACGAUUGACGGCUCUUGUAACAAUCUCAAAAACCCGGAAUGGGGCAAAGCAGGGUCCAUGCAAUCCAGAUCAGUGACCAAUGCUUAUGAUGAUGGACGUUCUACUCCACGUGUCCGUUCCACGUGCACGGGAAAGGAUUUACCGUCUGCUAGAGUCGUUAGCAACGCCAUCCACGCAGCGGGGGUUUCCAUGGAGCUGGAGCCGCAUUUUUCUUACAUGAUCAUGCAGAUGGGACAGUUUCUGUCACACGACUUUAUCCUUACAAAGACAUUUACAAUGGAUGACGAAUCGCCGCUUGAUUGUUGUGGUAACGAAACAUUAUGCUCAGAAUGUUUUCCAAUACAAGUUCCUGCUGGUGAUUCAAUGAACAUCUCGUGCUUGGCCAUGUCCAGAUCUAAAGCUGCAAUAGACUGCAAACGCAUACGUCAACAACUGAAUGGCCACUCCUCGUACCUCGAUAUGUCCCUGUCGUAUGGAAUGAACGAAGAAGCUGCAAAAGACUUGAGGACCUUCUCUGGAGGACUGCUGAAUACAACGAACGCUAACCUGCCAGCCGACGAGGGAGACAGCACGUGUCAUCUUGAAGGAGAGUUUGACCCUAUACUCAAUUACUGCCCCGAAUCUGGUGACCCAAGGGUGAACGAGAAUGUAGGACUUGCGUCCAUGCACACGAUAUUUCACCGUGCCCACAACAACUUUGCCAAUGGUCUUGCGAAGAUAAAUCCCGACUGGGACGAUGAGAUGCUGUAUCAGAAUGCAAGAAAGAUUUUGAUCGGGGUUUGGCAGAACAUUGUGUAUGGGGAAUACUUGCCGCUGAUAAUUGGUCAACCGGCUAUGAAGUACCACAAGAUCGAUGUAACGAAUAAUGGGUUUAAGGACACGUACAACGAGAAAACAGACGCGACAACUAUCAACGAAGGUGGAAUAGCUUUCCGGUUCGGUCACUCAACCGUGAGCCGUUUGAUAGUCCUUCAGGACGAGGACUACAGCCUAUCUAUGCCGCCCGAACCCUUGGAAGACCACUACUUCUUGACUAAAUUGUACCACAUUUUUAAUGGCCGCGGUCAUGAGGACGUGUUGAGGUGGACGGUGGAUUCGGCAUGUCCAAAAAUGGACAGAAUGUUGGAGCCUAGUGUUCAACAGAAGCUUUUCCAAGACAAGAGUGACAAAGCGUCGGAUAUAGCAGCUCUAAACAUUCAACGAGGUCGCGACCACGGUUUGCCGGGAUAUAACGCCUACCGUCGCCAAUGUGGCCUUACUCCAGCAAGGGAUUUCAGCACGGCGCGUGGCGGGCUAGUAGAUAUGGACAGUGACGUAGCUGCGCUACUGCAGAAAGUCUACAGCUGUCCGGACGACAUCGAUCUCUUCACGGCAAUAGUGACAGAGCGAAGAAGUAACGGGGCCAUCGUAGGGCCACUGGGCCAGUGUAUCAUCGCAGACAUGUUCAAGCGUUUCCGCGAUGGUGACAGGUUUUUCUUUGAGCGCAACGACCCUUUAAUUGGCUUUACUGAAGCUCAACUGAAUGCUAUUAAGAAGAUUAGCAUGUCGUCGUUGAUAUGUAUAACCACUCGGACGUCCACCAUGCAAGACAAUGCAUUUUUGUUCAACACGAGUAAAAAACCCUGCAGCGAAUUCCCAGUACUUGACUUUGGUCUUUGGAAGCAGACUUAAUGCAGUGCAGAGUCUCAACAUUCCUUUUUCCACGGUAAUCACUUUCGGAAGACGACCGGUUUCACCCUCGAGCUUGGGC